This is a messenger RNA of Bolinopsis microptera, 2240 nucleotides long. RefSeq lists its product as uncharacterized. Gene Ontology annotation, biological process: proteolysis. The record is from RefSeq and is a predicted model, not a curated record. Bases 81 to 2138 code for a protein of 685 amino acids. Gene Ontology annotation, molecular function: zinc ion binding; metalloendopeptidase activity. NCBI's taxonomy places the organism in Eukaryota, Metazoa, Ctenophora, Tentaculata, Lobata, Bolinopsidae. The transcript has 3 exons.
AGUAGAAAUCGCCAUAUCAGCGUUAUAUUUUUCAACUGUCAUACGAUCGACCUAAGACAUUGGAAACACAGAAGGGCAGUAUGUUCCUGCAGCCGGUGGUUUUGAUAGUAGCUAUUCUGAUGACAAAGGUUUUCCUCGUAAGUUGCGAAUUUGAAGCGAUUAAAAAGGAGGAUGGCAACCAAUUUACACACGUGGUGGAUCAUGACGUCACGAUAAAUAACAUGGUGUCGGACAUCAAACAGAAUGUUUCUACUACCAGUGCAAAACAACAUUUACGUUUGGGCGAUGACGUGAAUCGAAACUUAACUUUUGACAAUGAGGGAAAUCCAUUGGUUACAGUGGAUCCCAUGGAGAUUUAUACCCAGAAUGCUCUACUGAUGGAGCAUGACGAACGCUACCAUGAUGACCCUCCAGGACAUGAAACGAUAAUGCCAAAGAAAACCUCAAAAGAUGCUAAUGAUGACAACGACGAACAUGUAGAGUCAAGAGACGCACAUAGCGCCAGCAACUGUGAUAUAUUAAGUCUUAGGAUUAACAAACGGUCAUUAGAAGAUCCAGAACACUUGGACAGUGAAAAGCUGUCUUCAAGUUGUCAUAUGGAUGCUUCUCAAAUAGAUUUGUCAUUAGCAGGAAAGGUAGACUCACAGGACGAAGAUGAUCUAAUGGAAAUAAUUGUUGAAAAGCCCCCAAAAAUUGUGAGACAUAGACGAGCAUUUUUCAAUAUUGGAGGGAAAAGUCAUCUUUGGCCAGACGGACUAUAUACCUAUGUAUUUGAUCAUAGAAUGCACUCCGAACCAAAAUCCUUACUGUUAAAAGCGUUCAAAGAAAUUGGUGAUAGGGUCCCAUGCGUCAAGUUCGUUCCCGCUGAUGAAAACUCAGAACAAUUUAUAAUCCACACAAGCCACAAUAUAGCACAGUGUUCCUCAGAUACAUUAGGCUUCAUGCCCGGUAUUCAAGCCAUGGUAAAUAUAGGUGAAUACUGUAACUACGGACUGGCAAUGCAUGAAGUGUUUCAUGUGUUAGGAGCAAUACACACCCAGAAUAGGCCAGAUCGGGAUAACUUCGUGGAGAUUAACUGGGACAACAUCGAUAAAGCAGCAGCUCACAGUUUCUACAGAAAAGUAGGAGAUGUUAGCCCUUCCGACGGGGAGUAUGACUACAAAAGUGCCAUGCACUAUCCUGCAUAUGCUUUUAAUGUAAAAGAAAGUGUGCCAAGCCUUCGCGCUUUGAAUAGUACAGUUAAGCUCAAAGAUUAUGGACAUUAUUUGUUAGAUGAGCAGGAUUAUGAAUCUCUGAAACGUUGGUAUGGGUGUAGCACUCAAACAUUAACUGAAAGUUCAACUGGUAAAUCAACUGAGGGUUCAACUGAGGGUUCAACUGAGGGUUCAACUGAGGGUUCAACUGAGGGUCCAACUGAUGGUUCAACUGAGGGUUCAACUGAGGAUUCAACUGAGGGUUCAACUGAGGGUUCAACUGAGGGUUCAACUGAGGGUUCAACUGAUAAUUCAACUGAUAAUUCAACUAAUAGUUCAACAAAUGAUACUGAGGGGAAAACUAAGAAGAUGUGGAGAUGGAACCCUGAUUGCAUAGUGGGUCCGUGGAGUGGAUGGUCAGACUGUAAAAACGGUUAUAGAAUUAAAUCCAGAUAUAUCGAGAUGCCUCCAAAUAGCAAAGGUCUUUAUUGCCCAAAUGAACACAAAAAAAUACGGUGCAGGCCGAAAAGAUGGCGCAAAAGAAGCGCCGAGCCAGAAAAUAUCGUGGUUGAAGUCACGGACUUUAUCGAAGAAAACGGCAUGGUGGUGUCACACUUAAAAAAAGAAGUGAGAGUGGUUGAGGGAAGACCAAUUGAACUGAUAGUGGCUAACCCGAAGAACUUCCCUACAAAUUGGUAUCGGGUGAUUGAUGGAAAUGAUUUUUUACUCUCGCCCACUGAAAAUAACAUUUACAGAACUGCUGCUGGAAAUAACCGUCUUACUAUCGACAAUAGCUCUGUCGAGGAUAACGAUGGGCAACGUUUUGUAACGAAAAUAUUUAUGAAAUAUACUAUUUUGCGGGUGGCGUGGAUUAUCGAGGUUCUGAGUGAAGAUGAAUACUUUAGUAAUAGUGCUUUUAAUGAUAAUUUGUUUGGUUCAGAGUAAAUAGACCAAGAGAAUAUGAAUUGGAAUUCUUGACCAACAUCCAUUUCUAAAGCGACUUUUAAAAAUUCUGUAUCUAAAAUUAAAUCAAUUUUCAUGUAUUAA